UUCCUAGUGUGCCCAAGCAAUGGAUUGGUCUAGUGCAAAGUCCAUUUACGAGUUUACUGCAGAUGACAUUGACGGCAAUACUGUAUCCCUUGAAAAAUACAGAGGAUAUGUGUGCAUCAUUACCAAUGUCGCAUCAAAGUGAGGAAAAACUCCCGUAAACUACACUCAGCUUGUUCAACUGCACGCCAAAUAUGCUGAGCAGGGUUUGCGUAUCCUUGGGUUUCCUUGCAACCAAUUCGGAAAACAGGAGCCUGGGACAGAAGCAGAUAUAAAGGAAUUUGCAAAAUCUUACAAUGUAGAAUUUGAUAUGUUCAAAAAAAUUGAUGUGAAUGGCGACACUGCCCAUCCUCUCUGGAAAUGGAUGAAGGAGCAGCCAAAAGGAAAGGGGCUUCUUGGAAAUGCAAUCAAGUGGAACUUCACCAAGUUCCUGAUCAACAGAGAAGGGCAGGUGGUAAAGAGAUACGGUCCAAUGGAUGAUCCAGUGGUGAUUGAAAAGGACCUGCCAAAUUACCUGUAGCAUUCCAUUUUGCUGAAAAAUACUGGAGUACUCUUUCAUAAAGACUUCAUAACUGCUUGCACACUUGCCUAGCUGUGUAUCAGCAUUUCUAGCCCAGAUUUUUGACGGUCUGUCUAUAAACCUCAGUAAAAGGGUGAGACUGACUUGAAUAUGGCGUGCAAACCUGGGAGAAGUUCUGAUACUCACUUUGGCAGGAGUGAAGGAGGGCUGUCGUCCUCUUAAAAAUGCUGUUUAAUAUGAAGAGUUGGAGUUGUAUGUUUUAUUAAUAAAUGCAUAACUGAG
This is a messenger RNA of Protopterus annectens (West African lungfish), 799 nucleotides long. RefSeq names its product glutathione peroxidase 4 (gene GPX4). Gene Ontology annotation, molecular function: glutathione peroxidase activity. Gene Ontology annotation, biological process: response to oxidative stress. The transcript is spliced from 6 exons. NCBI's taxonomy places the organism in Eukaryota, Metazoa, Chordata, Ceratodontiformes, Protopteridae. The record is from RefSeq and is a predicted model, not a curated record.